CGUGUACAUCCUACAGGGCAGUGGGUUUAAAAAAUGGAAGUCUCACUGAUACUUAAAACUAUUUUGUUUUUGUUGGUAUCUGCGGUUAUAUAUCGCAUUGUGUUAUUUUUAUUGCAUGUGAGGAGAAUAACAGCUAUAUUCAAGGGAGCAAAAGGUCCAGAGAAAUGUCACUGGCUUUUUGGCAGUCUUGUGCACUUCCCUAAAGAUGGACAUGAUCGAAUGCAGUAUUUCCUUGACAUUUGUAAUAAAUACGGAAAGGAACAAGGCUACGUUUUGUUAUGGGGCAUGUUUAAGAAACCACUCGUUAUAGCAUGCAGUCCAAGGAUAAUGAGCAUAAUAUGCAAAAGUAACGAGCCAAAAUCGAGAGGGUUUGUCGGUUUAUAUCGCCUCUUGUUGCCAUGGCUAGGCGAAGGUUUGCUUGUGGCCAAUGGAGAAAAAUGGGCACGAAACAGACGUCUGCUAACCCCUGCCUUCCAUUUCGAGAUACUGAUGCCUUACGUGCAGGUGUUCAACGAAUCGGCGGAUAUACUUGUGGAAAAGUUGACAAAAAAGGCGGAAGAAGGCAAAAGAUUUGAGGUAUUCAACGAAGUAUGUUUAUGUACGCUGGACAGCAUGCUGAGAUGUGCAUUUUCAUACACGAAAAAUGUGCAAACCGCAGGAGAGACAAAUGAGUACGUUAAAGCAGUGAAUCGUUUAACUUGUAGGCUCUCCGAAAGAUUUCUAAAUCCAAUUUUGUUGGUUGACUUUUUUUGGAAUCUAACUAAAGCCAGCCGACAGUAUAAAAAGGAUUGUGAAUUUGUGCAUACCGUGUCAGAAGAAAUUAUUGAUAAGCGUCAACUUGAACUGGAAACAGGAAAGCCCGACAAGCGUCGGUAUGUUGACUUCCUUGACAUUCUCUUGAAGGCAAAGGACGAAGUUGGCAACAAGCUAACACGCUUAGAAGUUAGGAAUGAAGUUGAUACGUUCUUAUUUGAAGGUCAUGACACCACCGCCAGUGCCAUUUCGUGGAUACUUUUUUCCCUUGCGGAAAAUGCCGAAUGUCAACGAAAAUGUCAAAAAGAAAUAGACGAACUUUUAAGAGACAGAGACAGCGACGAUAUUGAAUGGUCAGAUUUGAGUAAAUUUGAGUAUCUCACGAUGUGUAUUAAAGAAGGAAUGCGUCUUCAUGCACCGGUACCGAUUGUUGGUCGUGAUAUAGAAAACGACUUUGAUCUUGGUGACCGUGUUGCACCUAAAGGGACACUGGUUCAAAUCAACAUUUGGGCAUUGAAUCACAUGGAGCAUAUAUGGGGAUCUGAUCAUAUGGAGUUCAAACCAGGCAGAUUCUCAAAAGAAAAUAUUGACACAAUGGAAAAUUUCCAGUUCGUGCCAUUUUCAGCUGGACCUAGGAACUGCAUUGGUCAGAACUUUGCAAUGAACGAACUUAAGGUGGUUCUGUCAAAACUCCUAAAACAUUUUACAUUUCGUCUGGAUACAAGUCACGAAGUUAGGAAGAAUCAAGCGGCGGUAAUGAGAACAGAAAAUGGAAUGUACAUGUUCGUUGACAAACGACGUUCCUAAGCAUGCCGUUAAUUUGCUGUAUUUAGAACAUGUAGAAAGAUUAUUGGUUGUUAAACGAAAAUACACGAAAAGAAAAUUGUUUUCUUUUUUGUAUAAUUUGCUGUGAAAGUCUGUGAAAUGUUGAAAAAAAGAAAAGAAAAUGAUUUAAUCUGUUGCAAGAUGUGUGUUGAAAUCAAAUUUGCGGUUAAAGAUGCUUUUUUAUAUUCAAUAAACUUAUAUAUAUACUUAACUACUUAAUAUCAUUUGAUACCUAUAUUUGUAUAUUAUAACAAACAAAUAACACAAAUAUUACUGUUUUAGCAUUAUAUUAACUGAAUGCUAAUUGGUAAUAAGUUUAAUCAAAGUUAAUUAUAUUUUUAUCACCAGUUCAACGACAAAAUGUUAAUUAAUUGUUAACACUAUACUUCAAUUUUCAUGAUUGCAUAGAAUAUAAAAGAUGAUAAGUUUUAAAUUUAGUAUUCUUUAUAUGAUAUGUAUACGGUGGCAAAAAGGGGCCAUCAGAAAUAUUUUAUCAACCACGUGCGCACGCGAAAGCUACCACGUGCAUACGCGAUAGCUACUAAGUGCGCACGUACAAGCUAUUACGUGCGCAUGCGAUAGCUUUUACGUGCGCACGUAAUGAUUGACCAAGGUAGGGGCGAUCGCGUGCGCACGUAGUAGCUAUUGCGUGUGCACAUGAUAGAUAAAAUAUUUUGAUGUUCCCCUAUGCCACCGUAUAUAUAACAUAAUACAAUAUACAUUGUAAAAUAAUAUGUAGUGUGGCGUACAUAUAAGAGUUGGUAUUUUGUUUAAAAAUGUACAAUAUGAAUAUAUUAUGUCAAUACUGAGUAUGUUAAAAAAAAGUUGCAUGGCUUUUUAAAAUAUGCAACACUAUUCAAUGUUAAGAUUAUGUAGUGCAGGGUAUAAAGAUUGUACAAGAAUUGUAUUAUUUUUGUUUUUAUGUAUACAUUAAAAUAAAAUACAUAGAAUUUAUAAUGAGUGCAAAACUGA
Molecule: messenger RNA, 2550 nt
Organism: Ruditapes philippinarum (Manila clam)
Lineage: Eukaryota; Metazoa; Mollusca; Bivalvia; Venerida; Veneridae
Product: cytochrome P450 4F1-like
Exons: 11
Coding region: 34-1560 (508 amino acids)
Molecular function (GO): monooxygenase activity; heme binding; iron ion binding
Source: RefSeq, a predicted model, not a curated record